This is a messenger RNA of Osmerus eperlanus (European smelt), 4639 nucleotides long. It is a transcript of the gene arid6, whose product is annotated as AT-rich interaction domain 6. The record is from RefSeq and is a predicted model, not a curated record. The coding region runs from base 351 to 2144 and encodes 597 amino acids. Gene Ontology annotation, molecular function: transcription cis-regulatory region binding. The transcript has 6 exons. Gene Ontology annotation, cellular component: nucleus. Gene Ontology annotation, biological process: regulation of transcription by RNA polymerase II. Lineage: Eukaryota; Metazoa; Chordata; Actinopteri; Osmeriformes; Osmeridae.
AAGCAAUUCAUCUGUUAUUAAGUACAUGUCUGAAUUUGAUAUAAUUAAAUGGAACAAAAUAGCUUUUGGCAUGCAGCCACAAGCUGGUUGGACUGGUCUGACUUCAACAUCCCGGCAGUAAUCCACAGGGUUUACACCUCCUUGGACAUACUUGUGAUGUUACUACCCUGUGUAGAUGUGUGUGUACGUAUGAGACAGAGGUAACUGCAGUCUUGUCGUGGGACCACAAGGUGUAGCUUGAAGAAGAGCCUUGAGACGUCUUUGAGCCAGUCUGGAGAACCACAACUGUGGAAUAGCUGGAGGCCUGAGAUUGGUUCCGCUUGUCAGUGUGGGUGUACAGCUACAGCACCAUGUCCUUCAGGGAGACAGAGGAGGAGAUGACUGUUGACCCGGAGGAGGAGAUGAGGGAAGAGACGUUUCUCAAAGACCUCUACCAGUUCAUGAUGAAGAGAGAUUCACCUAUAGAAAGAAUUCCCCACCUCGGCUUCAAGCAAAUUGACCUGUUUUUGAUGUACAAGACUGUGGCAAAAAUGGGUGGCUACCCCGAGGUGACUUCCCAGCAGCUGUGGAAGCAGGUGUACAGCACCCUGGGAGGGAACCCGCGCAGCACCAGCGCAGCCACCUGCACCCGCAGACACUACGAGAAGCUCAUCCUGCCGUAUGAAUGUCAUGUAAAAGGCAAAGACUACAUGGAAGUCGUACCACCCCGUCCCAACAAGCGUUUCUACUACAACAGCCAGAGACAGAGUGCGGAUGAGGAAUGUCCCAGGGUGAAGAUGAAGACGAACCACACACCCCUCUUGCAGACCUACCCGAUGGACUCCACUGUGAGGGUCAUGCCUGUGAGCUACCAUCAAUUCUAUCCCCCCGGCCAUCUAACUCUGCCUUCCUAUGUGCCCUUGAUGCCACCCAAAGUCUCCCGUUCCGUGCCCCAAACUGCCCCUCAGGCUCCACUGCCCUCCCCACCCCCUCCACCCCCUCUGGGCCCCACAGAGAGGGUCCCCCAGCCCCUGGAACACCUACGCUACCUGGCAGAAAGAUACAACCGACAUAUCUCCCAGCCCCUUGACCUGAGGCGCAAGGACUCCAGUCCAGUUCCCUGCAACAACCCGGCCUCGUCCUUCACCCCGACCUCCUCCAUGAAGCCAAAGUUUCUAAACAGAGUCUCGCCUCUCUAUCAGGCCACGGUUCUUGCUCGAGAGGAGGGCUGUGAGAGGCCCAAGACAGAGGCGGGCAAGAGCUCUCCGGUCUAUUUCACGGACCCCCCGAUAAGCAGGGAUGGCUGCGUCAUUGACCUCACCUACAGCAGGUCCUCCCGAAGCCCCGGCCAUGCCCCCGCCACCCCGGCCCAAUCGGGGAGCCCCAUCCCCCAGCUCAGAGACGGGCCCUGCGAUCCCUCCAUGGUUCACCCACUCAAGCCUCUCCAAACCCAGGCGCGUCCAGAAUUGCGAACACAGGUGAAAGAAGAGAGCGCCCAAACCAGUUCAGGGCCUCUCAAUCUCAGCCGUUCUCACCCCAGCCCCCCCAGAGAGUCUGCAGGUAGAAUGGAGAUCCAGAUUCCUAUUGCGUUACUCCACGACUGGAUUAAGGAAGGCCUGCUGUGUGGUCCCACAGCUUCCGGGGUUGGAAAUCUGUCCCUCCAAACCUCCACAGGUCCAACCUCUUCUCACACCCCAGGCCCAAAGCAUGGGGAGUGGGCACAGGCCUGGCCAGACAUCCCCUCCUCUAGAUCUGACCCCACCAACCCGCCCUUUCACCACCCUUAUGUCGCCCAACAAAUGGCGAAUCGGAGCCCAAGGGAGAAGAUAGAUAGGGACCGAAGCGUGCAAAGCCACACCGCCACAAACGGUGACCUGUCCCCAACACCCGCCUACAGUCCCCACAGCUACAAGCCGAUCCCAUCCCAGGGCACUUGGGAUGUUCGCAGCCGGGAUGUAUAUCGCUGGGCGGAGCAGGACGCCAGAAGGCCAUACCACGCCAAGACCAUGCAGCACCAGACACCACGAGACAGAAACCCCAAAGAAAACCCCCAACCACUGGAGCAGGAUGACCAAGGCCCAAGAUCCCCGGUGUCCUCUUGCUCUCUGGGGACUCUAACUCCAGAGGAGUUCGUGAAGCUGAAGAGACUCAUCUCCAGCUCUUGAGUGACGGGCUAAGCAACACUGCAACUCUGCGGCUCGCCAGAAGAAGACAAGCAACUCUGCGGCUCGCCAGAAGAAGACAAGCAACUCUGCGGCUCGCCAGAAGAAGACAAGCAACUCUGCGGCUCGCCAGAAGAAGACAAGCAAUUCUACAGCUCACCAGAAGAAGACAAGCAACUCUGCGGCUCGCCAGAAGAAGACAAGCAACUCUGCAGCUCUCCAGAAGAAGACAAGCAACUCUGCGGCCAGUGCCGGUCCUAGCACAUUUGGCGCCCUAGGCAAGGUUUGUCUCUACCCAGCUCUACAAACGGGAAGGUUAAUUUAAUUGUAUGCACUCGUGAAUUUGACGCCCCCUCUUCAUACCGACCUGGGCUAUCUAUGUCGCCUGUAGGAAAGUAGUAGUAUACAGUAUACACCCUCACGGAAUAUCUUAAAUGUUAAAUGUUUCGCCUAAAUGUUAAAAUCUACUUCUGACACGUGUCAGAGUAUCAAAUCAAAUGAAUUUGUAUAGCUCUUUUUUUUUUACAAGCAAUGUCAAGGAGCGCUUCACAUAGGAGUGCUCCUAAACUAUUGAGAGGACAUUUUUGUUCUCAGGGUUCUAAACAUGUGAAGCAGUAAAACGUUAAAAUUGCUAGCAUUUACAUACUAUAUGAAAGAUGGAUGAGAGAGUCUGUAGUCUAUUGAGUAUUGUAAAUAUUGUGAUAAAUAUAUUGGGGUUCAUACAGCAACCUUUUAAGCUAUAUUUGUACAACUAAUAAGCAGGGAGUCAGGUGGCUGAGCGGUUAGAGAAUCAGGCUAGUAAUCAAAAGGUCGCUGGUUCGAUUCCUGGCCGUGUCAGAUGACGUUGUGUCCUUGGGCAAGGCACUUCACCCUACUUGCCUCUGGGAAUGUCCCUGUACUUACUGUAAGUCGCUCUGGAUAAAAGCGUCGGCUAAAUGACUAAAUGUAAAUGUUUUGGAAAACUGGUUCUGUAUUUGGUUUCACAACGACCAGGACCAGCUUUUACAUUCUUGAACUGAAAGCAACUGUAAAGGUUGAAUUGUGAUUCAAGAUUCAUAUUGUGAAUAGCUUUUCUAUUGUAAUAUUCAGCAACAUAUUGUGGCAAGUUUGUAAAUAUGAACAAUAACGUUUUUUGAUACUUUUUACAAUGUAAUGAUCCAGCGUUUAAUUAAAAGUUUUUGGAAUAUAUUCCAACAAUGAUGGAUGAAAAUACAGUAUCAGACAUGUCAUUACAGCAAACAUCACCAGACCAUUAUUUGAAGAUCACACAGAGAAACACGCAGUCACAAACCAAUGGGAAAGCCUCAUGUUAAUGAGAUGAUUUCCUUGCUAAUCAGGAAUCAAUUCUAAACCUUUCUUUUGACACAAGCUACUGUAUGCUUGUUUGAUUGUGUCAAGACGUGAGGGCUAUUUUAAGGAUUUACAGAACACCAUCGCAUGACUGACAUCAUUAGGCUCUGCUGUCCUACAGUUCACAGGAAGGAAUGUCUUUUGAACAGGUGGGUACAAUCGACAGAAUGCCACCAGGAAGAUCAUUAUUAUUUCCUUCACACCUGUGGUGUGAAGGCUUUUUGCUUCCUUGUUCCCUGAGCGUAUUCUGAGUAGUGUUGAUGAGGCAUCUUCAAAUCAUCAGCUCAUUGACGCACAAUGUACUGAUGCUUCCCGAUUGGGAAUGGGUGAAGGGGCAAAAAUAUAAGGACAGACCAUUUCUUGAAGUAAUACCACACGUAUCAUUUAUGUCAUAAAGUAUGACAGCCCGCACGAUGCCUUGCUUGUUCAUACACACUAAGCAUUUAUGCUGGUUUAGUUUACAGUAAUCCCAGAGUACGACACUAAUCUUUUAAGAUCACAUUUUUAUCUAAUCAUCCACUGUGGCAUCUUGGCAGGAAGGAAGGUGACAUUGUGAUUCAAACAAAUUCUAAAAUGUGUAUGCAUAUAGCAGGUACUGGAUUGUUGUUUGUUAUUUUGUUCUGAAUAUUUAGAUAAUGUCCCACAGAUGGAUUUGCACAAAGAACUUUCCAAUUCAAGUAAAUGUGUAUUUAGUGUAACUCUGGAGACUGUGUACACAGUACUAACAAUUACAAUAUGCCACCUGCCUAAUAAUGUAAUCCUGUUUUUUCCCAGUUGAUCCCACACACAAUAUCUGGUAUAUUGUUGACAACGUCCUAAGACAUGUUUUCUUAAGUUGGAAAGUUAUCCAUGCAAACCCAAAAGGUGAGGGAAAAGUAGGAAUAAAGCAAUUCAUUUUUUUUUUUACAAUAUAAAGUACUUCACCUGACAAACAUGCCAUUUUUGUUUCCCAAUACAGAUCAUUUUGGGGGUAAAGGACACGUUAUUAUUUAUAGUCUUGCAACAUGACAGAAUAGUGGAUCCCGACACAUAUUUAUGGAUUGUAUUUUUGUAACGUGAAAGUAUUUCACACUCAAUUAUGAUUCCAGUCUGUGCCAUUUCAAGUUCCAGAAUGUAUGUUUGGGAAAAUGACACUUGAGUUUUCUUUU